Messenger RNA from Castor canadensis (American beaver), 951 nucleotides. RefSeq names its product olfactory receptor 5AR1-like. Gene Ontology annotation, cellular component: membrane. Gene Ontology annotation, biological process: G protein-coupled receptor signaling pathway. NCBI's taxonomy places the organism in Eukaryota, Metazoa, Chordata, Mammalia, Rodentia, Castoridae. Gene Ontology annotation, molecular function: olfactory receptor activity; G protein-coupled receptor activity. The record is from RefSeq and is a predicted model, not a curated record.
AUGGAAAGGAAGAUGACAGUUGAGAAUUAUACUGUCUUUACUGACUUUGUAUUCUUAGGACUUUCUGAAAGACAGGAUGUGCAACAGGGGCUCUUUGUGGUUUUCCUACUUGUUUAUGGUAUAACUUUGAUUGCCAAUCUUGGGAUGAUUCUGCUGAUCUACAUGGACACCAGACUUCACAUACCUAUGUACUAUUUCCUGAGUAAUUUAUCCUUCUGUGAUGUCUGCUAUUCCUCCACUGUUUCUCCCAAGAUGUUGGCUGAUUUCUUAUCUGAGCAAAAGAGAAUUCCAUAUAAUUUAUGUGCCAUUCAAAUGUACUUUUUUGUAGCAUUUGUAGACAUAGCAUGUCUCAUGUUGGCUGUCAUGGCCUAUGAUCGUUAUGUGGCCCUUUGCAAUCCUCUUCUUUAUACAAUUACAAUGUCCCAGAGGAUCUGUAUCCAGCUAGUGGCUGCUGCCUAUAUUUUAGGCUUGGUGGAUUCAGCAAUUCACACCUCCUUCACAUUUCAAUUGUCCUUCUGCAAGUCAAAUAUCAUCAAUCACUUUUUUUGUGACAUCCCUCCCUUGCUAGCCCUAUCCUGCUCAGGUACAUCCAUCAAUGAGAUAGUGAUGUUCACUUUUGGUGUCUUUAUUUUGGGGUGCAGUAUUCUCACUGUCCUCCUCUCCUAUAGCUACAUCCUAGUUACUAUCUUUAGGAUGAACUCAGCAGAGGGCAGGCACAAAGCCUUCUCUACAUGUGGUUCCCACCUAACAGCUGUGGCCAUAUUUCAUGGUACACUCCUGUUCAUGUAUUUCCGUCCCAGCUCUAGUUAUUCAAUGGACACAGACAAGAUGUCCUCUGUUUUCUACACAGUUGUGAUCCCUAUGUUAAACCCACUUAUCUAUAGCUUAAGAAAUAAGGAUGUGAAGGGUGCUCUGAGAAAAGCAAUCAGCAACAAAUUCUGCUUUUGGUAA